CAGCCGCGCUCCUUCUCACCCCACCACAUUCCACACACCAUGACUGCCUCUGCCAUCCCGGGCCUCGCACCGCAGGCGGCCGCCGCCGUGGCGCAGCUCAAGCCGGCGCACUUUGAGCUCGAGCGCAUCAUCCGGCCCAACAUCCUCAGCCUCGCGCCGUACCGCUGUGCGCGCGACGACUACCAGUCGGGCAUCCUGCUCGACGCCAACGAGAACAGCCUCGGCCACAGCCUGCCCGGCGCCAGCCAGGCCAGCGGCAGCGGCAGCAAUGGCGCCGGCGCCGGCGCCGCCUCGCUCACCGCCAGCCCGGCAGCGGCGGCGGCCAUCGACGCCCUCGGCCUCAACCGCUACCCGGACCCGUCGCUCUUCGGCGUCAAGCCGACGCUGGCGCGCCUGCGCGGCCUGCCGAGCGAGGACCACGUCAUGCUCGGCGUCGGCUCGGACGAGGUGCUGGACCUGCUGCAGCGCAUCACCUGCCGCCCGGGCCAGGACAAGAUCAUGAUCUGCCCGCCGACGUACGGCAUGUACUCGGUGUGCGCCGCCGUCAACGACGUGCAGGUCGUCAAGGUGCCACUGAAGACGGCAGGCGGCGACUUUGGGCUUGAUGUGCCGCAGAUCCUCAAGACGCUCGCCUCCACGCCCGACAUCAGACUGCUCUUCCUGUGCUCUCCCGGCAACCCGACGGGUACACUCCUGCCGCUCGAUGCGGUCCGCGAGAUCCUCGAGUUUCCAGACUGGAGUGGCCUGGUCGUGGUGGAUGAGGCGUACAUCGACUUUGCCGAGGAGGAGCUGCGGCUCGGCAAGCGCGCCGAGCAGCCGUCGGCGACGAGCCUGCUGAGCGAGUACAAGAACGUGGUCGUGACGCAGACGCUGAGCAAGGCGUUCGGCCUGGCCGCCAUCCGGCUCGGCAUCUGCUACGGCUCGCCCGCUCUGAUCCAGAUCAUCAACAACACCAAGGCGCCGUACAACAUCAGCGUGCCGACGGCGCACCUGGCCUCGCUGGCGCUCUCGCCAGAAGGCCUCGACCUGAUGCGCAGCAACGUGCGCCUGCUGAUGGAGAACCGCGACGAGCUCAUCGCGGGCCUCAAGCAGCUGCAGUGCACGGGCGAGAUCCUCGGCGCCAACGACGCCAACUUUGUGCUCGUGCAGGUGCUCGACAAGGCACGGGCCGACGGUGGGCGGCCCAGCGGCGAGCGCGCAGAAAUGUGCUACAAGCGCAUGGCCGAGGAGAGAGGCCUUGUGGUGCGCAACCGCAGCAAGGAGCUCGGCUGCGCUGGAUGUCUUAGAAUUACAGUGGGCACCAAGGAGGAGAACGCGAAGUGUCUAGAGCUGAUGGCGGAGCUGCUUGGGUGAGCGGGUCAAAUGAGAUGCAGUAACACGGCGCGCGA
This is a messenger RNA of Tilletiopsis washingtonensis, 1388 nucleotides long. RefSeq names its product putative histidinol-phosphate transaminase. The transcript is spliced from 4 exons. Gene Ontology annotation, molecular function: L-histidinol-phosphate:2-oxoglutarate transaminase activity; pyridoxal phosphate binding. Bases 40 to 1353 code for a protein of 437 amino acids. The record is from RefSeq and is a predicted model, not a curated record. Gene Ontology annotation, biological process: L-histidine biosynthetic process. Lineage: Eukaryota; Fungi; Basidiomycota; Exobasidiomycetes; Entylomatales.